AUGCUGCCUGGCAUGAAGAUGGUGAUCAAGCACGGUGCGCGUGCCGGUGAGCGCCUGGUGUCUUGGAAGGGCCCGGGCGACCCCUCGCCUGGGAACUUCUCCUACGGCAGCGACCUGGCCACGUUCCCGCAGAUAUUCCUCUGGGAAGGCACGCGCCCAGUGUACCGUAGCACGCCGUGGACGGGGUACAGGGUGAAGAGCGAGUACCAGUUCCAGACGACCAAGACCAGCUCCAUCAUCAUCUACCUAGCCGUCGUCAACGACGACGACGAGAGCUACACAGUCUACACCAUCUCGGACGGCGCUUGGCUCACCAGGUUCGUGCUGACCUACUCCGGCGAGCUCCAAAUCCAGGGCUGGAACGCCAGCUCGUCAGCCUGGGCCGUCCUCGGGCAAUGGCCGCCUUACCGGUGCGACCACUACGGCUAUUGUGGCCCCAACGGGUACUGUGACGACACGGUACUGCCCGUGCCGACGUGCAGGUGCCUCAACGGCUUUGAGCCGGCAAGAAGAGAGGAGUGGAGCAGCGGGAGGUUCUCGGAAGGCUGCCGUCGGAAGGAGGCGCUGAGUGGGUGCGGUACCGGUGCCGGCGGUGACGGUUUCUUGGCAUUGCCGGGAAUGAAACCACCGGAUGGUUUUGCGCUUGUGUCGAACAGGACGCUGGAGGGGUGCGCGGCAGAGUGCCGCCGCAACUGCUCGUGCGUGGCGUACGCUUACGCCAACUUGACCAGCAGCGCAUCUAGUGCAGACAUGACGAGGUGCUUAGUUUGGGCUGGGGAGUUAGUUGACAUUGGGAAGCUGGGCGCAAGCCCCGCCAGCGACACGCUCUAUCUCCGGCUUGCAGGAUUGGAUCCUCCAGCUGCUGGUAAAAGGACAAAGAGCAAUGCAAUGAGGAUUACACUGACGGCCCUAGGAAGUAGUGUGGUGAUUAUCGUGUGCACUUUCCUUGCAUGGUUGAAAUUCAAAGGUAUAUAUGUUCAAUUUUCAUUUCCAAGGGAAAUAUUUAUGCCUAUACUAAUACUACUACUACGGCUGCUGCUGCUGCUACUACUACUACUUAGUCCUUGUGCCCGGCCCAGCGACUGA
Messenger RNA from Triticum turgidum subsp. durum (durum wheat), 1086 nucleotides. The record is from the annotation of a GenBank genome assembly. Lineage: Eukaryota; Viridiplantae; Streptophyta; Magnoliopsida; Poales; Poaceae.